AUGAUGGUGGUACUAAGCAGGGUGCUAUUGCUUGCUCUUGUGUUUUUGGUGGCCUCGGCCACAUUAGUCCAUGCCAAAGGCAAGACGCCUGCUCCAGAGGAGGAGGGGGACGAGGGGGACGAGCUGGUAGCUGAAAAGGGCGGGAAGAAGCACCUAGAAGUUGGCGAGGUGACAUAUGAUGCCAGGUCCCUCAUGAUCAAUGGAAAACGGAAGCUUUUCUUUUCGGGUUCUAUUCAUUAUCCGCGGAGCACGGUGGAAAUGUGGCCUGAUCUUCUCAAGAAGGCUAAACUGGGAGGUUUGAAUGUAAUCGAAACUUAUGUCUUUUGGAACCUUCAUGAGCCUGUGAAAGGCCAGUUCAAUUUCGAGGGCAAUGCCGAUGUGGUGAAGUUCAUUAGGCUGGUACAGGAGCACAAAAUGUAUGUCACCCUUAGGGUUGGCCCAUUCAUCCAAGCAGAAUGGAACCAUGGAGGGCUUCCAUAUUGGCUGAGGGAGGAACCCGACAUCAUAUUCCGUUCGGACAAUCCAUCAUACAAGCACCACAUGGAGACGUUCGUAACGAAAAUAAUUGCGAUGAUGAAACAUGAGAAGCUAUUUGCUCCACAGGGAGGUCCAAUCAUCUUAGCACAGAUUGAAAAUGAGUACACUCAUGUCCAACUUGCAUAUAAAGAAUUGGGAAACAGUUAUGUACAGUGGGCAGCAAAUAUGGCACUGUCGCAGAAUGCCGGCGUACCAUGGAUCAUGUGCAAGCAGAAGGAUGCUCCUGAUCCAGUGAUUAAUACUUGCAAUGGAAGGCACUGUGGAGAUACUUUUACAGGCCCUAAUAAGCCCCACAAGCCUACUCUAUGGACUGAGAAUUGGACUGCUCAGUACAGAGUAUUUGGUGACCCUCCUUCACAAAGAUCAGCAGAAGACAUUGCAUUUUCAGUUGCGCGUUUUUUCUCGAAGGACGGAACCCUAACCAACUACUAUAUGUACCAUGGUGGGACAAAUUUUGGAAGAACAAGUGCUAUUUUCACAACAACUCGCUACUAUGACGAAGCUCCUCUCGAUGAAUAUGGUUUGCAAAGGGAGCCUAAAUGGGGUCACCUCAAGGACUUGCACAGGGCUUUGAAUCUAUGCAAGAAGCCUUUGUUUGCAGGAACUCCUGGAGUGCAAAGGUUGGGGAAAGAAACCGAGGCUCGUUUCUAUGAGAGGCCUGGGACAGACAUAUGUGUUGCUUUCUUGGCAAACAACCACUCUACAAUUGAAACAACUGUGAAUUGGCGUGGCCGGGAAUAUUUCCUGCCACCACAUUCUAUUAGCAUCCUCCCUGAUUGCAAGACUGUGGUCUUCAACAGUCAACAGAUUGUAUCACAACAUAAUGCAAGGAACUUUGCUCGAUUGAAGGCUGCUAACAAAUUUAACUGGGAGAUGUUUUCAGAACCCAUUCCAACCACCGUGCAAAUCCCAGUCAACCACAAGAGUCCACAGGAACUGUACCACUUGCUAAAAGAUGCCACAGACUAUGGAUGGUUCACCAGUAGCCUUGAUCUGGGUCCAUAUGACUUGCCAAUGAAGGAAAGUAUCCGCCCAGUUUUACGAAUUCCAAGUCUUGGUCACGCAAUGAGUGUAUUCGUCAAUGGUGAAUAUGUUGGAACGGAACAUGGAAGCCAUGCGGAGAAGGGUUUUGUUUUUGAGAGACCUGUUACAUUCAAGCAAGGGGUCAACCACAUAUCACUGCUUUGCAUGACAGUGGGACUCCCAGAUAGUGGAGCCUACAUGGAGCACAGAUAUGCAGGACCCCGUGCCAUAACAGUCCUGGGAUUGAACACCGGGACAAUCGAUCUCUCACAAAAUGGCUGGGGCCAUAGGGUUGGCCUGAAUGGUGAAAAUCUCCGACUGUUCACUGAGGAGGGAGCACAAAAAGUCCAAUGGACUAAAGCAUCUGGGAAAGGAAGGGCUCUCACAUGGUACAAGACAAAUUUUGAGGCUCCUGAAGGGAAAGACCCCGUUGCUAUCCGGAUGGCUGGUAUGGGCAAAGGGAUGAUUUGGGUGAAUGGUAAAAGCAUAGGCCGGCACUGGAUGUCCUUCCUCUCUCCUCUUGGACAGCCUACCCAAUCCGAGUACCACAUCCCAAGAGCCUUCAUUAAGCCAGGUCAAAAUUUCCUUGUUGUAUUGGAGGAGCAGGAGGCUGACCCCAAAGAUAUUGAGAUCCUGACCGUCAACAGAGACAUCAUCUGUGCCAUAAGCACAGAGAUGCAUCCUCCACACGUGAAGUCAUGGGAGAGAAAGGGCGGCGAGCUCAAAACCGUUGGACCUGUCUCCGGACCCAGUGCUCAGCUCAUGUGUCCAAACUUGAAAAAGAUUGUUGGUGUGGACUUCGCAAGCUUUGGCACUCCUGAGGGCAUGUGUGGAGCCUACAAACCUGGCAAAUGCGACUCUCCGGCAACCAGGAAGGUUGUUGAAGAGCAUUGCUUGGGACAGACUUUAUGUACAGUCCCUGUGGAGCCCAAGCUUUUCUUCAAAGCUGAUCCUUGCCCAGAUAUCAAGAUCAAGACACUUGCUAUCCAAGUAACUUGUGCCUUUUAA
This is a messenger RNA of Prunus armeniaca (apricot), 2568 nucleotides long. The record is from the annotation of a GenBank genome assembly. NCBI's taxonomy places the organism in Eukaryota, Viridiplantae, Streptophyta, Magnoliopsida, Rosales, Rosaceae.